Messenger RNA from Gigantopelta aegis, 1034 nucleotides. RefSeq names its product grifin-like. The record is from RefSeq and is a predicted model, not a curated record. NCBI's taxonomy places the organism in Eukaryota, Metazoa, Mollusca, Gastropoda, Neomphalida, Peltospiridae. Bases 1 to 585 code for a protein of 194 amino acids. Gene Ontology annotation, molecular function: carbohydrate binding. The transcript is spliced from 4 exons.
AUGAAAAUAUACAAUGGCGACUUUCUGUACGAGUCUACCGUUUUGGGCAGCAAUGGAUCAGUGACAUGUAACAAGUACUUCCGGUUCUUUGGUGACAGCAAUACAGCAGUGUGUGACGCGACUGGACAGUGGUCAGGACUUAGUGGACACUGUGGACAGGUGGAAUGGCAUGACCAGAAAACCGACUUCAGGGUGCUUAUUCCAGAGCCUCUCAAAGAUGGAUGGCAAAUGGUAUUUCGUGGAACACCUUGGAAUGCCUGCACGCACUUUUCUCUGAAUGUGAGGAAUAAAGAGAACCUUCUUGUGAGUAUGGAUGUGAGAUUUAACAUCUACAACGAUGUAAAUAAGGUCCUCUUCAACUCAAAUAUCGAUUCUGUAUGGGGGAAAUCUUUCUACAGCAACUAUUUUCCAUUCAAAGAACUUGAACUGUUCGAAAUGCGGAUAAUGCUGCAGUCAAAUGUCUUUAAGUUUUAUGUCGAUGAAAAGUACUUGGAUGAGUUUACGUUGGCGCAGCCUGCUGAAAGUGUUGUGAAGAUCGCAAUAAUUUUCGAAGUGACUAUUGACAUGUUAAAACUCAUAUAUUGAAGAAUAAAUGCAUAUUACUGACUCCCUAAAUGUUUGAUUUCAUUCUACAUGUAGUAACUUAACAGAUUCGCAUUUGGUCUUUUGGACAUGUUAAAACUCAUAUAUUGAAGAAUAAAUUUAUAUUACUGACUCCCGAAAUGUUUGAUUUCAUUCUGUGAACUCGCCAGUUUCGGAUUUUGUCCUUUUGACACGUUAAAAUUCAUGUCAGCUGGCUGAAAGUGUUGUGAGGUCGCAAUAAAUUUCGAAGUGACUAUUGAUAUGUUAAAACUCAUAUGUUGAAGAAUAAAUUCAUGUUACUGACUUUCGAAAUGUUUUAUUUCAUUCUGUUAACUUGCCAGAUUCGCAUUUUGUCUUUUAGACAUGUUACAACUCAUAUGUUGAAGAAUAAAUUCAUAUUACUGACUCUUGAAAUGUUUGAUUUCAUUCUAUUAACAUGACAGUUUCGCAUU